This is a messenger RNA of Lolium perenne, 465 nucleotides long. The record is from RefSeq and is a predicted model, not a curated record. Lineage: Eukaryota; Viridiplantae; Streptophyta; Magnoliopsida; Poales; Poaceae.
AUGCCAGAGCGCUUUUGUAAAGAAAAGGAGCAUUCACGACAACUACUUACACGUUCAGAACCUCAUCAAGGAGCUGCAUUCCUCAAGAACCCCAAGCUCAAGCUUGACAUCUCCAAGGCCUUCGAUUCGGUGGGAUGGGCCUACCUCCUUGAAGUUCUUAUGGCUUUGGGCUUUGGGCAAGCCUGGAGAGACUGGAUCUAUCUCUCGUUGGCCUCGGCCACGUCGAGGGUGCUGUUGAAUGGCGACGCCGGCCGCCCGUUCUGCCAUAAGAGGGGGCUUCGCCAAGGCGACCCUUUGUCGCCCAUGCUCUUCAUCCUCGCCAUCGACCCCCUGCAGCGCAUCCUCUCCAAAGCCACCCUUCAUGGCAUCCUGAGCUCCAUCCGCUCGCGGAUUACCCGUUGCCGCAUUUCGCUCUAUGCUGACGACGCCGACAUCUUUGUGAACCCGCUCAAGGACGAACUGUAG